GUUAGGGUUCAGCGACUUGGUAUGUGAGCGUGCGUCUCAUUUUCUCUCCGUUCGAUUUAAUAACAACGUUUCCCCUUGGUUGUAAGUUAUUACAGAUGGACGCGAUGCUGAUAUGCUAAAAACAUUUUCAACACAAAAUCAUUUUGCAUGGAAACGUUUGCGGUUACUCAAGAAAAAAAUAAAGCGGCUUCAGCAUCCUUCUUGAUGUGAAAUAGUGAAUUCGGUCUUCCAGUUUUAUUGGAUUUAAUUUGCAGCCGUGACAACUAUAAUUGAUAUGUCUCUCUAGGUAAAAAUAAAUCCUCAAGUCCGAAGCGGUUGCAAGAAGGCAAUUUCUUAUUUAUUUACACUUGUUUAAAUCAUAUAAGAGGUGAGCAACAACUUUUGGAAUGUUACAAGAUGAAGAAUCAGAAUGACGACAGUUUGUUAUUUAAACUCCACCGUCUAAAUCGGAACUGUUUUGGAGGACCGUGACCAUAUGCGGACUUGGACAAUCAUUAGAAAAGCUGAAACCUGAAAGAUCAUGGCUGUGAUCGACAACCCAAGUGAAGCAUUCAACACCCUGCGUCCCGUAUGUGUAAAACUAACCCAAGAGCAGACACUGCAAAAUGUUGAGAAGCUGCACUCACAGCUGCAACAAAUAAGUGACUCCGUUUUACAGCAACUACUGGAGUAUGUUCUUUUUCCUCUGCGUUUCACCCUCAAAUCUCCUGGUCAAAAGAAGGACCGUCUGAUCUGUGCUGUGGUAAAAUGCAUCCGUCAUAUUUUAUCCGUCACAUGUGUUCAAAAGUGGGAUCUGUUAAACGACCUGUUUAAUGAGCUUUGUGUUCUUCUGUGUUCCCCUUCAAACCCUGGAAAUGUAGCACCUACAUCAGAAGAGUUGAAGACGGCCGUGGUCGAGGGCCUGUGUGCGUUGUUGCAUGCAGCCUAUGGAGAUAUUAAGUUCUGUUUGUAUGAGCCAAGCAUGCUGGCCAAUUUAGGAUUUGCAAUUUCUUUGUUACUUAAACUUGCUGAGCAUGAAAAAUCAAGGGCUGUUAAAAAAGUAUCCCUGCAGUGCCUUCUGUGUUUAACUUUGCAAUGUCAUUGCUGCAGAGAAACCGUCUCAUUAACUGAGGAAGAGACGAGGAGAUUAGGAAACACUUUUGCUUCCUUCUUGCCAGGAAUUUCUCUAGCUCUUUGUAAAAUUAUAAAUGGAGACAUUAAGCAGGGCAAUGCAGUAAUUGUAACUGCCAUGAAAGUCUUUUACAGAGCCACUGGUCUAGUAAUGGCUGAUACACAGCAUUCGGAUGUUAAUGUUAAAGAGGAUGUACCUACAGAGCGUGGGAGAAAUGGAGAACUUGUAAUAAAAAGGACUAAAGACUGGCUCAAAGACACAGCCAGCAAAUUAACUAUUCUUUUAAGAAGGGUAAUAAACUGUUGCUCCCGUCAUCCGCACUGGAAGGUUCGAAUUGAGUUAAUUGAGCUAUCCAAUUACCUUUUAAUCAAUUGUCAUGGCUCAUUGGCAGAAUCUGUUGGUAUACUCUUAGAAGCUUUAGUUGGCCUUGUGAGUGAUGAGAGCAAUCAAAUCAAGGAAAGAUGUGAAGAAGUAUUAAAAAGAAUAGCCGAAGGUAACCUGUUUUGUGAAAAUCGAGAAUUUUUGGAUAUACUAUCAGAAAAUCUUCAUUCUCUUACUACCCGUUUGCCUCGUCUAAUGAGAACUACUGAUGACAUGGAAAAGCUGUCUAACCUGAACCUUCUACUUGGUUACUUGAGGCUGCUUGGUCCAAGGAUUGUGAAUGUGUUGAAUUCUGCUGCCCACCUCUACUGCCUCUCUAAAGCACUGAUGCAAGUCUUAGAAAUGGAUGUGUCUGAUGUUAAGAUAGUAGAAGAAAGGACCAGUCAUGUUAAUGGGGAGUCAGAGGUAACAUUUGAGACACAAACACAAAAAAAAUACUUCAAAUACUUCACAAGCAAUGUUAUAUUUGAGCGUAUUCAGCAGAUAUGUAGAAUACUGGGGUAUUAUGGUAACCUGUAUUUAUUAGUGGAUCACUUUAUGGAUUUAUAUAGGAAAUCGGUGGUGUACAGAAAACAAGCUGCCAUGGUCAUUAAUGAAUUAAUUGCAGGAGCUGCUAAGAUGAAUGUAGAUGUGCUACAGGAGCAACACAAUUUGCUUCCCCAAGAAGACUUAAAAGCUUUGGUAACCUCUGUUACUGAGGAAUACACAUGCUCAGCAAACUGGCAUAUAUCCACUUCCAGCCAAAGUCCAGGUGAAGAAAAAAAUGAAAGGCAAAAUCACCAAAGAAUGCUCUGUAUCUCUGAAACAGCACAAACAUCAACUUCAUUAAGUAGCUCAAGCAUUCUCUCUAUAAAUAGUAAUAUCUGGCAGAUUUGCAUCCAGUUAGAAGGAAUUGGAUGCUUUGCUCUUGCAGUGGGAUCACAGUUUAAAUUGGUGUUAAUUUCAUCCUUAUACCCCGUGUUGGAAAAGGUGGGAGAUGAAAUUUUACUAAUCAGCCAAUCGGCACUGGAAACCAUGAAAACCAUUUGUAAAGCAUGUGGCUAUCCUUCAGUUAAGGACCUCAUUAAUCAAAAUUCAGAUUAUCUCAUAAAUGAUAUUUCUUUGAACUUGCAAAGGUUUACCCAACACCUUGACACACCCCGGGUUCUUGCUGCAAUGAUCAGAAACUCUGAUGUGAGUCUUCUUCCUUUACUGAGUGACAUUAUUCAAGAUGUGCUCCUGACUUUAGAUCUGUCAUAUGAUGAAAGAGCUCCCAUAUUCUGCAUGGUUCUGCAUUCUGUUGUUGGUGCAUUAGCCACCUGGUUCCCAACUGCAAGCACAUCCAGUGACCAAAGCAGAGGCACAGGUGGAGACAGUACAGUAAGUGAAAAGACAGACUUGGCCGAGGAGGUGAAAGGCUUCUUUUUGGAAUAUCAGAACUUAAAAGAGGUAGCAGAAGGAAAUUUUACAGACACAAAUGAGGACAAAGAUCAAGUAGAAUCCCCACAAGAUGAUUCUGUUUGCGAUCUUGAAGAGGACAGCUAUAAUGGCAAAGCAGUGGUACCAUGUCACAUUACAAUUGCCAAAGAUGUAAUGGAGAGAUGUAUUCACCUUUUAUCUGACAAAAGGCUACUUGUCAGACUCAAGGCUCUUGAUAUUCUUCAGCUUUGUGUCAGAGUACUCUGUGGUUUUGACAAUGAACUUCUCCCCAUGGCACAUAGGGUGUGGCCGUCUCUUGUCCAGAGGCUGACCAAUGAUGAUCCGUUAGUAGUACUGCGUGCUUUCAAGGUGCUAUGUACACUUUGUGAGAUUUGUAAGGAUUUCCUUAAGAGAAGAGUUUCCAAAGAAGUGCUUCCAAAAAUGACCGGAUCGCUGAUGAAGCAAGCUGCAGUCAGUGCUAAAGCUGGUCCUAUCUAUACACACACGUUGGCCUAUAAACUGCAGUUGUCUGUACUGCAAGGCUUAGGAGCUCUUGCUUGUCGUUUGGAUCUGGUGGAUGGCGACAUUGAUGUAAUCUUGGAAGCCUGCUUACCUUAUCUCAGCUGCAGACAACCUCUAAAACUCCAAGAGGCCUCUAUCAGUGUUUUCCAACAUUUAAUCAAGACUGACCCGGAUGCAGUUUGGCUUUCUCUGACUGAGGUUUUCUGCCCGUACUCGUAUUCUCCACAGAGGUCAACAUUUCAUGACAUCCAGCUCAGUGGUAUGGGUAAGAGCAGGGAUGAGUUUAGCGACAACAUUGUAAAGCUGCUUUCUCAGAUAGUAAACUAAUUUCUGCUUCACUGUAAUAUCAACAAAUGUAAUAUUUUUGGAUUCUCAAUAAAACAUACUUGGUUAUUGUUA
Polypterus senegalus (gray bichir) is the source of this 3811-nucleotide messenger RNA. It is a transcript of the gene tti1, whose product is annotated as TELO2 interacting protein 1. Gene Ontology annotation, cellular component: cytoplasm. The record is from RefSeq and is a predicted model, not a curated record. Bases 521 to 3739 code for a protein of 1072 amino acids. Lineage: Eukaryota; Metazoa; Chordata; Cladistia; Polypteriformes; Polypteridae. Gene Ontology annotation, biological process: chromatin remodeling. The transcript has 8 exons.